GUUUGUGUUUGACACGUCUCUGUGUCGUCAGCACUUUCGACGUCUCAGCACUGUGCGCGCGUGCGCACCUUCAAAAAAUUCCUAACUAAUGUCUUCCCCUGACAGCGUAUGAGUGAGCCCGCACACCUACACGGCUACUUUCACUUAGGAAAGAGGAAGUCGAGGAACUAAAUCGCAUUUCCAUUUCCUCAUGCCACCGGUUUUCCCCAGGUACGCCAAUAAAUAGGUGGACGGUGGAGCAUGGUGGCAAGUCAAAGCGAAGCACAUCGCUUGUUAGCGGACAGUGAGUGGAGAGGGACAGAUGAUGGACAUGAACAAGAUUCUCAUCUUUGGCCUUUUUCUCGUGCCCGUGUGGACGUGCAAAAUGAACCGGUGCUAUGAAGAGCACGAGCUGAGCGAGGCGGCACAGAGGAAGCUGAGGAGCCACUACCCGCAGAAGCCAGAGCCUUCAGUUGCGGCGGCACCUGACUCACCUGCGUCCUGCCCCGUGGCUCUUUACCAACAGCAGCCGCCUCAGCACCUCAGCGGGAGGUCCCUGUCCCCCUGGAGAUACGUACUUAUAACAAUGAAGGAUCACUUUCCUUCCACCUAUGCUGAGGCCCAGUGCCUGUGUUCAGGAUGCAUCCUCCUCCAGGACAACUCAGGCCAGGAAACGAGACCACUCCCAGUGGAGAGCCACGACUACAACUCAGUCCCUGUAAAGCAGAGCAGAGUGUUUCUCAAGAGGGAGCUCUGCAGUGAUGGAAAGACGUACCAUUUGAAGCCGGUCAGUGUGGAAGUAGCUGUGGGAUGUACCUGCGCCCGAGCCAAGACCUCCUCUUAGAGGGGGUCUCCCUAUGUCACUGUGGUAAAUCACAGUUAAUGUUGUGUUUGUUUUAAAACGCACCAAGUUCUCCGGAAACUCAGGGGUGUCGAGUCUUACAGUGUGACUGUUGGCUCAGAUGGAACACCUUUACACGCAGAUCACACCCCAGAGACCAUUAAUGAGGCUUCAAAAGUCACAUCAGCCUAUUUAUUUAUUUAUGAUGACAUGAUAACUCAUACAUCUAUAAUGUGUGUCUUGUAGGUCUUUAUAGGCCCUAGUUCCUCUGUUAUUGAAUUGUUUACAGCUCUGCAUAGUGCAGCUAAAGUAAACUGGGUGUUUUAGUACAUACUUCUUUUUUUAGCUAUUGUAUAGUUUUGUAAUACAAUAAUUUAACUGCUAAUAAUAUUCUAAUAAGUAUCUAUUUAUUUGGUUUGUUUUACAUGUGACAUAUUUGAGUAUUUAGAAGCUAUUGAUUGUUCAUGAGUGGAUGAAGAAGACUUUGUAUUCAUUCAUGUUGGAUAUCUUGUAGCUUUGUCCCAGUGGGACUUUACAAGUCUAACAAAGACUUUUAAGGAAGUUCAGCUUCAUUGAAGCAAAAUAAAGAAAGACGUUUAAAGAAAACAAA
Scatophagus argus is the source of this 1430-nucleotide messenger RNA. RefSeq names its product interleukin 17c (gene il17c). The record is from RefSeq and is a predicted model, not a curated record. The transcript has 3 exons. The coding region runs from base 302 to 823 and encodes 173 amino acids. Lineage: Eukaryota; Metazoa; Chordata; Actinopteri; Scatophagidae. Gene Ontology annotation, cellular component: extracellular region. Gene Ontology annotation, molecular function: cytokine activity.